Messenger RNA from Ostrea edulis (European flat oyster), 2856 nucleotides. RefSeq lists its product as uncharacterized. Gene Ontology annotation, molecular function: scavenger receptor activity. The coding region runs from base 115 to 1677 and encodes 520 amino acids. The record is from RefSeq and is a predicted model, not a curated record. The transcript is spliced from 10 exons. Lineage: Eukaryota; Metazoa; Mollusca; Bivalvia; Ostreida; Ostreidae.
UAAGGGGAAAUAGUCCCUCCUGAUUGCGCGUAUCAAAUGUUUUCUUUUCUAACAAAAUUUCGAAGCCGUUCCAUAGUAUUUCAUUUUAUCAGUGUGUGAGUAACAGGGAAAAUCAUGGCCAUUAAGCUCUACUUAUGGAGAGGAUAUUUGCAUAUAGCAUUGCUCACUGGACUAGUAGGGACUUCGUCAUCCAAUAUGUGUAAACAAGUUCAGCAAUCUUCAACUAACGGUUCGUUUGUCGCGAGUCUUGGUUGUGAUGAUGACAUGGAGACCUUUUCUCUAACAAAUGAUGGCGUUAAGGAGUCGUGGUUUGUUGAGCUGGAUAGUACUUACAUAAUCCAUUGGAUAUUCGUCAGCAUUGAUACUGAAGCGGAGUAUGAAAUGUAUGUUGAAAAUACUAAUGAUGUAAGACCUUCGGAGAACCUCUGUCUACCCGAAGGAAAUAAACAAAGAUCACUUCAACAACUGAUGACAUGUGGAAAUCCUUAUUCUGUCAUUGGGAAGGCGAAUAGAAUUGUUAUUCGUCAGAUAGGAAAUGGGUCAUUGAAACUAUUUGAAGUUAAACCUUUAGGACUAUCUCGUUUUAAUCAAACGAUGAUACUGAAUUCUACGGAUUCCGAUGUUGUAGACGGUGACACGGAUACAUAUUACCAUUCAAUAGAAAAUGCCCAGGCUUCUUGGUCCAUGAAACUGAAUAAAAACUAUGUGAUGAAAUGGAUACUUUUAUCAAUUAGGGGAGGAGAUUGUGAUGUACACGUUAAAGAUGGUGACCUAACAACAAGCACGUCCACACUGUGUAGGAAUUUCAGUUUUACCGGACCAAAUUACUUAAAGAAAAACAACAAGGCCUUGGAAUGUUACACAGAAAUGACAGGGGAUACAAUUGUAAUAAUAAGAACUGAUGGUAGAUCAUUGAGGCUGUUUGAAGUGUACCCCAUCAUAUGUACCGAAAACCACUACGGACCAAACUGCGCUAAAUGCAAAGCAGAGUGUAUAUCCUGUAGUCCUAUCACUGGUGUAUGUUACCAAUGUCAUGGGCCGUUCUACGGCGACGUGUGUCAGCACACAUGCCCGGCAAACUGUUUGAACUCGAUGUGUGACCAGAGGACAGGUGUAUGUGAAGGAUGUCAUGGCGCGUUCUAUGGUGACCUUUGCCAGUACAGCUGCCCAUCAAACUGUUUGAACUCUAAAUGUGACCAGGCAAACGGGACGUGUGAUACCUGUAAUGAAGGUUACCAUGGAAUGAAUUGUGAAUUGCUGAUAACCACGAAUUGGAAAACCGAGAUGGUUACAGACAACACCUUCACUAACGGGGACACACCUAACACAAAGAAAAUAGACGUCAUGCAUGUAAAAGAAAUAUUCUCGGAAAGAACACCCAAAAGUUGUAAUCGUUCUUGCAUCACAUGUAAUCCUGCGGUUCAAGUUUGUCUGUUCUGUACCAUGUAUCAGCUGUUUGACACAUGUCGGUAUAAAUGCAACGAGAUCUGCUCCGGAGACACUUGUCAUGACUUGGAGGAAAACUGCACAAGGAACAUUGUGGAGAAGAAAGACUACCUUGAUUGUAGUAAGAUUUGUAUUGUACAAGAAUCACAAUCAAAUCUUUUCGCAAACUGGAGUUUGAACUACUGUAACGAUACUUAUGUUUGGGUAUAUAUUCAUUUAAUUGAUUCUUAGGUGAUUAAUUUGUUUUUUCCUUCUAAUUCUAGGCUUAUCAAUAAAUUACUAUAUCUUUAGUCCAUUGAAUAUAAUCUCGUUUUACAUAUUUGAACACCUUCUCAAAACGCAUCAUGCUUUUGGAAGUUGUAAUAAUGGAAAAGUUUCGUGGAACGUCUUAAAUUCGAAUGUCUUCGGUAGUUUUAUUGUACUUUAUGUCCUUAUAAAACAUUAUUUACUUACGCUUGGAAAUUGAGUAUACUCCUUUUAUGCGUAAUGUUUUGAAUACGUUAGGGAUCGCGUUACUUUUCGUAUAUUGUUCCUGGCAUUAAACAACGCCUGGUGGUCCGUAGAAACAAACAACAACAGGUAUUUAACCAUUUCUCACAAGAAAGAUGUACUUUGCCAUAAAAAGAGUGCAUAUUUGUUUGAUGAACUACUAUUAGAACUUACAAUAAGGAAUCCUUGGACUAAUGAGUUCAUGCUUUUCUAUGCUCUAAUGUAUAUAAUUGCUUUUAUCCAAUAUAGAUGGAAAGAGUGACAAAAAUAUAUUUACUUUACUUUGCUAUACUUUCCAAUCUUUUUUUUAUUUUUUUUUUAUUUUAUGUAGAAACUUGAUGUAGUUAGAAAUUGUGCACUGCUCUCUGCAAAUAAUAUAUUAGGAAUGUUUUGGGGAUCAUUACCAUACUUUAGACUUGCAAUUCGACGGAAUGUAAAAACUGAAAAGUAAUCAACUAUUUCAUACAUUGCUAUAGGAUCUCAGGCUGCCUGAAUGCGUCAAUUGGACUCCAAAAUUGGCAAGCAAAUCUCCUGUGAAUGGGGCAGCAUCUGUUUGGUGGACUACUGUAAUUCUUCUAUAUUGCACUGAGGGCGUUCAGCAGAAGAAGGAACCAAUGCAAAGGAAUUUAUUCAUGUGAACACAAUUUUACACCGAUAAAAUGUAUCCAGUACUCGCCAGACAAGGAAGUGGACAUCGGUCCUUAGACCGCCAGACUGGAUGUGUUUGACUACUACGUUCUGAUAUAUGGUUGGCAAAUGACAUGUGCUUCUAUUUUAUCUCAACACUGAAUUUGUAACACACAUCAUAGUGUGUUGUCAUUUAUAACACUCUAAAAAAAUAUUAUUUGUCAAUAUUGCAAGAGAUUAGAAAAUCAGCAUGUAAAAUUUCAUAAUCGAAAGAAAAAAAGUGUGCGAAUUCCA